Podarcis raffonei (Aeolian wall lizard) is the source of this 1593-nucleotide messenger RNA. Its product is annotated as vomeronasal type-2 receptor 26-like. Lineage: Eukaryota; Metazoa; Chordata; Lepidosauria; Squamata; Lacertidae. The transcript is spliced from 4 exons. Bases 1 to 1593 code for a protein of 530 amino acids. The record is from RefSeq and is a predicted model, not a curated record. Gene Ontology annotation, biological process: G protein-coupled receptor signaling pathway. Gene Ontology annotation, molecular function: G protein-coupled receptor activity. Gene Ontology annotation, cellular component: membrane.
AUGUCCUUUUCUGUAGAAGAUGCAAAACGAACCCCUCAUUGCAGGCUCAUGACACAACUCUACCAGCACAUUGUGGCUUUGGUGUUUGCUGUAAAGGAGAUCAAUGACAACCCACAGAUCUUGCCCAAUGUCACCCUGGGAUUCCACAUCUUGAACAGCCAUUUCGUUGCAAGCUGGACCUAUCAUGGCUCCAUGGAGCUGCUUUCUGGAUGGGGCAGACUCAUCCCCAACUAUAAGUGUGGUGUUGAGAGCAGUCCAGUAGCCGCCGUCGGGGGACCGAAUUCUGACAUCUGUCUCCACAUGGCAAUGGUUCUGAGUAUCUACAAGAUGCCACAGCUCCACCACUUUCUGAGAGGCGUCUCAUUUAACAAUAGUGCCGGGGAAGAGGUUUCAUUUAGCCAGAAGGGGGAUUUGGUAACUGAAUUGGAUAUCAUCAACUGGAUCACAUUCCCAAAUGACUCCUUUUUCAGAGUUAAGGUUGGAAUGAUGAACCCCCAGGCUCCCCCCAGCAAGAGACUCUCCAUUCAUGAUGACACCAUCACCUGGCCCAUCAGGUUCAACCAGGCACAACCCCUUUCUCUGUGCAAUGAGAAUUGCCAAUUGGGCUACAGUCGGACCAAGAAGGAAGGGAAGCUACCUUGCUGCUAUGAUUGCAUCCCGUGCCCAGAAGGGAAGAUUUCAGACCAGAAGGACAUGGACGACUGUUUUGAAUGCUCUGAAGAUCAGUAUCCAAACAGUGACAAGGAUGGGUGUCUUCCAAAAGAUGAAACUUUCUUGUCUUUUGGAGAACCGUUGGGGAUCAGUCUGGCCACUUUUGCUGUCUGCUUUUCUUCCAUCACAGCCGCAGUGCUUGGAAUAUUCGUGAAACACAAGGCGACUCCCAUAGUCAAAGCCAACAACAGGAACCUCACCUACGCUCUCCUCCUCUCUCUCCUCCUCUCCUUCCUUUGUGCUCUGCUCUUCAUUGGCCAACCUAACAAGCUGACAUGCAUCCUACGGCAAACUGCUUUUGGCAUGAUCUUCUCAGUGGCCAUUUCGUGCAUAUUGGCCAAAACUGCCACUGUGGUUCUGGCUUUCAUGGCCACCAAGCCUGGCUCCAGCAUGAGGAAGUGGCUGGGGAAACCACUGGCCAGCUCCGUUGUUCUUUCCUGCUCCCUUAUUCAAGCCACAAUCUGUAGCUCAUGGCUGGCCACUUCUCCUCCUUUCCCAGACGUUGACAUGCACUCAAUGACUGAAGAAAUAAUACUAGAAUGUAAUGAAGGCUCCACUAUCAUGUUUUAUUGUGUCCUGGGAUUCAUGGGUUGGCUGGCCAUUGUGAGCUUCACGGUGGCUUUCCUAGCUAGAAAGUUGCCGGACAGUUUCAAUGAAGCCAAAUUCAUCACCUUCAGCAUGUUGGUGUUUUGCAGUGUGUGGUUGUCCUUUGUUCCAUCCUACUUGAGCACCAAGGGCAAAUACAUGGUGGCUGUGGAGAUCUUCUCCAUCUUGGCCUCCAGUUGUGGGUUACUGGGCUGCAUCUUUACCCCCAAAUGCUAUGUUAUUUUACUGAGGCCUGAGCUGAACAGCAGGGAGCAGUUAAUUAGAAUAAAGAAUUAA